Penicillium pulvis is the source of this 1563-nucleotide messenger RNA. RefSeq names its product glycoside hydrolase family 43 protein. Gene Ontology annotation, biological process: carbohydrate metabolic process. The transcript has 4 exons. Lineage: Eukaryota; Fungi; Ascomycota; Eurotiomycetes; Eurotiales; Aspergillaceae. Gene Ontology annotation, molecular function: hydrolase activity, hydrolyzing O-glycosyl compounds. The coding region runs from base 1 to 1563 and encodes 520 amino acids. The record is from RefSeq and is a predicted model, not a curated record.
AUGAGCUUCACAAAUCCCAUCAUACCGGGUUUCAACCCCGACCCUUCAAUUAUCCGAGUGGACCAGGAUUUCUUUUUGGUCACUUCAACCUUUGAAUACUUCCCAGGCAUUCCUAUUUACCACAGUCGCGAUUUAAUUCAAUGGAAACUGAUCGGUCACGUUUUGACAAGACCCAGCCAGCUUAAAAUAAGCACCCCUGAGCCUGGGGGUGGUGUAUGGGCGCCAACGUUGCGUUAUCACAAAGGAGUGUUCUACGUGGCAGCGGCCAAUUUUUCCCGCUAUCGACCCCAAGAAGAUGAUCGGGUCUGGCCCCUGGGCUUCUACGUGCGAACGGACAAUAUCUGGGACGACUCUACGUGGUCAGACCCUGUCUAUUUUGACCAGGUUGGAUUCGACCAGGAUCUUUUUUGGGACGACGAUGGCACAGUGUAUCUUUCGUCCACAUAUCGCAAGCUUGAACGUACUCCGAAUACCAACAUGAAGGAUUUUGCGGUGCACAUAUGCACCGUAGAUCUAGACACAGGCCAUUCUACAUCUGAGCCGAAGCUGAUUCGCGAGUCAACAUCCGGUGUGGCAGAGGGUUCCCACAUUUUCAAACAUGGUCUCUACUACUACCUGUUUACUGCCGAGGGGGGCACAGAGAGCGGACAUUGUGAAUGGGUGAGUCGAAGUUCCCAUGGACCGCUUGGACCUUGGGAGCUUGGGCCGAAUAAUCCACUUUGGCGGAACGGAGCGGAGGAUGAGGUGCAAAACACAGGCCAUGUUGAUCUAGUUGAAGAUACUCAGGGUCAGUGGUGGGCUGUCCUUCUUGGAGUUCGACCUGUCCAGCGCGGGGACAAAUGGGAGGAAUCCGUCUUAGGUCGUGAGACAUUCCUCGUGCCAUUGAAGUGGGAAAAUAACUGGCCAGUGAUUGAAGGGGGAAAUAUCGCUCUCCAAAUGACUGGGCCAGGACUCUAUCAUCAUAAAACCCCGGUCUCCUGGAAGGACGAGUUUUCGAGCCCUCAACUACAGUUAGGCUGGUAUAGAAAAAACACCCCAUUGGUGACCGACUACUCACUUACCGAACGCGUUAAUCACCUCAGACUAUAUGGUGGCCCCUAUAACCUGUGUGUUCCUGCUUGCCCCACGCUUUUCUUGCGCAAGCAAAUCCAUCGCUUUUGUACGUGGGAAACGAAACUGUCUUUCCAACCAGACUCGGAGUACACCGAGGCUGGCACAGUACUGUGGUGGAACUAUUUUGCAUAUAUCAGUCUGGGCAUUCGGAAGCGUGGUAAAAGUCGGAUUCUGCGGCUUCAGCAAUCUGGUGGGUCUCUCGUGGACAAUGUUCUAUCCUCGAUGUCAGAAGUGUCACUCGUGAUAGAAUGUGGCGAUCAAUAUCGGUUUGGAUAUCGUGAAUCAACGGAUCCUGAUGUGACUUGGGUUGGCACGGUCGACAACGUAGCGGCAGUCAAAUCCCCACCUUUAGGAGCAGCAUUUACAGGGAUGAUGCUUGGACUGUACGCAUUUGGCGAACGGCAAAGAUGCAUGACCCCUGCAGACUUUGCGUAUGCAGAGUUCCAUUAA